Fusarium redolens is the source of this 1349-nucleotide messenger RNA. RefSeq lists its product as uncharacterized. Lineage: Eukaryota; Fungi; Ascomycota; Sordariomycetes; Hypocreales; Nectriaceae. The transcript is spliced from 6 exons. Bases 122 to 1105 code for a protein of 327 amino acids. The record is from RefSeq and is a predicted model, not a curated record.
CUUCAACGUUCAUGUUGCAUCAUCUUCUCUCGAGUGGUAAUGCUAUCGACGAGGACUUCAACAUCAAGGCGCGGUCCUGUUCUCGCCAUCUGACGCCGUACAAGAUUCGGCAGUCUUCAAGAUGCCAAUAGACCCGAGCGGCCCAACAGUCAUCGCUACUGAAUGGGCCCUUAUUUCCAUCGCGACUGCAGUAAUUUUAGCACGACUAUACCUCCGACUCAUUCUACAGCAACGAAGUCUACUCGCGAGCGAUGUGUUCAUGUGCGCCGCAUGGGCUUCGGCCGUUGCGACAGCAAGCUUCGAUAUCUACUUCUAUCGCAUAGGCAUUUUUAAACCUGGUACCACGUUCGACCUGGCUGGAUUUGAAGGUACAGCUGAAGAGGCUGAGAGUUUCUACAAGCUCAACUAUUUUGCCAACUACCCAUUCUACAUAACUUUCUACUUAUCUAAGGCAGCUCUACUGGCUGUGUACUUACAGAUUUUCCCCGUCUUUAUGGUAAAGCGACGUCGUUUCCUAUGGGCUGUUAUCGUCUACGUUGCUGUGGGUUUCGUCAUCACAAUCCUACUACUCAGUCUUUCAUGUCUACCUGUAUGGAGAAAUUGGACCUUAUCGGACCAAAGAUGCACCGUUAAAAGCAUCAAAAUCAACUUUGAGAUUUCUUGGGUUUUGAACAUCAGCGGAGACCUCCUGAUCUUCGUUCUUCCAUGGCUAGUUAUCCCGGAGCUUACACUGAGGAGAAGACUUAGAUAUAGUCUUUACGCCACGUUCCUCCUUGGUCUUAUCAAUAUCAUCUUCUGUGUAGUCCGCUUUGCUCAGAUUGAGCAAUAUGGUGGGGACCUGGUCAUUACAAUCAGCCUUGUCGAAUUAUGGAGUUUUAUCGAUGCUUGCAUUGGCCUGAUUAUCGCAUGCCUUCCAUCACUACGACCUUUCUUCAACUGGCGAGAAAAGGUUCAGUACUAUGGCCAGAGCAGCGGUCAAGAUAGUAAGGGAGAAUCAAGUCACAACUCACGGAGACCGAUGAUAUCGUCAGACCCAGAGAUGUUGAGUCAGCCGUCCAACGUUCAUCUAAGUGAAGAUAUGCAACGGAGGUUCUCAGUAGUAUGAAGACGAGGGACGAGAAGGAAACUUGGCCAUUGAGGAAAGAAUGCUUGUAUGAAUUACCAUGAUAUACCCUUCUGUUUAGUUGGUUUUUUCUUAUGCUUCAAGGUUUUGGAACUCUGAGCUGCGGGCGUUCAAGCGACUCAGAAUUUAAAUCUUCUUAUAUCACUCCUACGAGAACCAGUCUGCAAUUCAUCAGGCUGUCAAUAUUGAAUGUCACUAUAUAUUGUCCAAAACAAAUAGAUGUAUG